Aspergillus mulundensis is the source of this 1563-nucleotide messenger RNA. RefSeq names its product FAD-dependent oxidoreductase. NCBI's taxonomy places the organism in Eukaryota, Fungi, Ascomycota, Eurotiomycetes, Eurotiales, Aspergillaceae. Gene Ontology annotation, molecular function: FAD binding. Bases 1 to 1563 code for a protein of 520 amino acids. The record is from RefSeq and is a predicted model, not a curated record. The transcript has 2 exons.
AUGAAGUCCACAACCAACAGCUCGCAACUUCGAGUUAUCAUAAUCGGCGGUGCCGUCUCCGGCCUCACGCUCGCGCACUGUCUAGAGAAAGCUGGGAUUGACUAUGUUGUUCUGGAGAAGCACCAAGAUAUUACGACGAAUAUCGGUGGCUCCGUUGCCCUUCAGCCAGCAGGAUGCCGUAUCCUAGAUCAACUCGGCAUUCUUGACCAUCUGGGGAAAUGUACGACGGAUAUCCAGUCUAUCAAUGUCGCCCUUCCUGAUGGGUAUACUCGUCGACACCCGAUGUUUGCGCGGAACCUUACUGGGAUCGGAUACCCAUUCACAGCACUCACCCGCCGAAACCUCCUAUACGCCCUCUUUACCUCGCUGGAAGGGCGCUCAAAGGUCAAAACUGGAACAAGAGUUGUCGAUAUCAAUCCCAACACAACCUCCGACGGACGACUUACGGUCACCACCGAGAAGGGAGAGAAAUAUACCGGAGACAUCGUCGUCGGCGCAGACGGAGUCCAUGGCAUCACCCUGCGAGAAAUGUGGCGAUUAGCAGAUUCCCCACUGAUCAAAGACAAGAGCAACUUGACUGUCGACUACACCUGUUGUCUCGGCAUGACCACGCCGACCAAAGGGACGGGGAUGACAGCAACCCUAAAGCCAGGGGAGAUCUAUACCCGCUCCUAUCCGCACGCCUUUUGGACCAUCAUACCCAACGCCGACUCCACCAUCAACUGGUUCGUUAUGAUCAAGAUGGACCAAACGUACGUCCACCCUAACGUGCCGCGAUGGUCGCAGGCCGAAGUCAAGGCGAAGCUAGAAGAACUCGGUGACCACCACUUGUACGGGAACAUUAAAUUUCGCGACCUGUGGCAGAUCACACCCUCUGUUGCAUCGACACCAACCCCGGAGGGGAUCUUAAAGACGUGGGCUGCCGGGCGGAUGGCCGGCGUUGGCGAUACCGUGUUCAAGGUAGCCUCCUACCCCCCUCACAAACCUCCCUCACUAACAACCCAGUUAACGCCCAACUUCGCCCAAGGCGCAAACCUCUGCAUCGAGUCUUCCGCCGCGCUCGCAAACUGCCUGCAGAAACUCAACGCCGCAUACACCGGUACAACGACUAAACCCACCGACGCCGAGAUCCGCCACGCCCUCACCUCCUACAGAGCCACAAUCCACCCGCGGAUCAAAGAAAUCUGCGACUUCUCCUACCGCAUGUCGCGCGUGCACUCGCUCGAGACCCCCCUCCUCGCCCAAUUCAUGAUCCGCUACGUGAUCCGCGUCGUGGCCCGCUUCGCGCACUACACCAAUACAAAGGAGUACGAGAGCGGCAUGGUGCUGGAGUACUUACCCCUGCCAGAACGCGACCAGCUGUUCAAGGCGAAGCGGGCACGCACGCUGGCGACGUGGAAGGCAAAUAUCCGGCUAUCCACUCUCGGGGUUUUGGUGCUGCUACUGACCUUGGCCAGCGUUUUUCUUUUUUCGGGGACGCUUGAGGGUUCUGGACUUUCUGGACUUUCUGUCAAGGGUCCGCUUUUCGUCAGGGCUGGGCUGGGUCGGGUUUCUGUUGUUUAG